Laetiporus sulphureus 93-53 is the source of this 930-nucleotide messenger RNA. RefSeq lists its product as uncharacterized. The record is from RefSeq and is a predicted model, not a curated record. The coding region runs from base 1 to 930 and encodes 309 amino acids. Gene Ontology annotation, molecular function: protein binding. NCBI's taxonomy places the organism in Eukaryota, Fungi, Basidiomycota, Agaricomycetes, Polyporales, Laetiporaceae. The transcript has 2 exons.
AUGCCGGCGGCACCUUCGCGCGAUCAGGACUUCUGGCUGGCAGACGGCAACGUCGUGCUAUUAGCAGGAGAUCACGCCUUCCGAGUCCAUCAAUCCAUACUGUGUCGUAGAUCAGAUGUCUUCCACAACCUGUUCAGAGUACCUCAGCCGGAGGGUGGAGAGAUGAUCGAUGGCUGCCCUGUCGUGUGUCUGUCCGACAGUCGGCACGAUGUGCGAUGCUUGCUGAAAGCCCUGUACGAUGGAAGCAGCUUUCCAGACCCUCAGACUAGAUGGGAAUUCUGGACGCUGGCUGCACUCAUUCGCAUGGGUCACAAAUAUGAGAUGGCAGCGAUAUGCGCAAGUGCUUUAGAUUGUAUGAAGACAGGGUUUCCGGAAGAUUUGGAUGCAUGGCUCGAUGUCUGUGCCAGUGGUUUGGAGAGCGAGAGGAUGACUUUCGAGGCUGAACAUGCCAUCGUCGCAAUCCGUCUUGCUCGUCUCACACAAACAGACUCCAUGCUUCCUGCUGCAUUCUAUCUCUGCUGCCAGCUGGAUUCCAGACAUCUCAUCGAUGGAGUAACAGACAUUGAUGGAGUAAAGCAUGUGUUGGACCCCGAAGACCUGGCAAGAUGUAUUGAUGGACGUGCACAGCUACAAGGCAAUGUCAAUGCUUUGGCAGCCCGCAUCCUCAAACCAAAAGCUGAUGCCAUGUGUUCGAAGAGGGAUACCUGCAGAGGGGAAAUGCAGAUGGUCCGUGACAGGCUCCUCUACGAGGGUAUGAGCUCCUGUAAUGUGUUCUCGCCACCAUGGGAAGAGUCUGUCAAUGACAUGUGCUCUCGGAUAUGCAACCUCUGUGCUGCCAACAUACGGAAAAGGAGGAGGACAUUCGAGAGACGUGUCUGGAGUCUCGUGCCGAACAUGAUUGGCUUAAUCAAAGAUGACUCUAAUCGUUGA